GUCACAUUUAAGCAAAACAUUUUCUCAAUGUCAUGCCUUUGGGGGGAAAAAUGAAUUUAUGUUUGAGUUUUGACGUCAAGACAAAAUAUAAAAUAUUUCUACACACUUAAUUGUUUAAUAUUAUUAACAAAUAAAUAUUACAGUGAAGUAUACAUUCAAGUAUGGCGGCCCCCGCACCACAUCAGAUGACAACCUGUCCAUACAAUAAAGCACAUCAAGUAGAGCAUUACCGAAUGCACAUCCACCUUCAGAAGUGUCGUAAACAGCACCCUAAUUGCAACAAAAUGACCUGCCCGUUUGAUACCACACACGUCGUAAAUGACGUAGAAUUAGAUUACCACAUAUCGGUGUGCCCCAAACGUGAAAUGCUAGACGCGCAGAUGUAUGUCAUUGACAAUGAUCACCGUCCUCAAGUUGAAGUUACAGCACCGACUCAUGUGCAGUGCGAAGAAAAUUGGGAAGACUCGAAUGUGACGUCCUAUCAACCAGAUCUAGCUAAGAAAAGUCAUCAUAUUAUAAUCAAAGUUAAAGGUGCAACUCCGUCGGAGAGACGGAAGGCUAGAAUGGAAGCCAUCAAGACAUACAGGGGCUCGGAGAAUUGAUCAUUAACCCACAUUUAGCACUAAGACCUCACUUGGUUCCCUUUAUAUGAGACAAAUCAUAUGUAUGUAUGUAUGUAAAUCAAUGUUUAUCUCGAGAACCAUAGAUUAAAUUCCUGUAGUUGUUAUUCAGACUUAAAAAAAUAUACAAAGAAUGAUAUUUUCAUGAAGAGAAUUAUUCUAUAUACCUGUGCUUUUUCAAUUAGUACAGGUAUUGGUUUUGUUAUUAUAUAUAUAUAUAUAUACAUACAUAAAUAUAUAUAACUUCCUAUACAAUAAAACAUCUAGACAUAAUCAAGUGUGAAUGUUAAUAAUUAAUAAUAUAAAAAUAUAUAAUUUUCCUUAAUACAUAUUUUUAAAUUAUAUAUUAUUUUUGUCUCUCACUAAAUAGUAGAGUGGCCAUUUCUGCAAUGAAACCAUGGAUGUAAUAUAUAUAUAGUCUCACUUUACACCAAAAAGUUAGGACAUAUUAGUUUUUUAUUGUUUUAUUUAGUGAUAUUGUUGCUCUAGAAUGGAUUGACUAAUUUUGAUGCUGUUUUCUGUGUUCCAAACCAAUUUACUUGCAUUGGGUCAUAUUUUUUUUGUUAAUAACGGCAUAACACUAUCUCUGCUGACAUUUUUGACUUAUGAUUAUCUGACUAAGUGCCGUAUGCAUGCAAGUAUAACUUAAUUAAAAUUAACGAAUAGUAUUUUGCUUUAAUUUAAUACAAUAUUUAUUAUUAGAUGUAGAAACCUUUUUAAUUUCAGCUGUAAUUUUUGUUCUACAACACGAAUGAACCUAUAUUUUGAGAUGUUAACCUAUGUUAUGUCUUAGAAUAAGGUGAAAUUUGUUUAUAUUUACAUCAAUGUAUAGCAUUUCCGUUUUUCUACAAUUGUGUAACAUGUCUGAACUGAUUUUGAUGAAGUUGCUCUAUAAUAGUGCAACUGAACGGAAGCAAACACUUCAUAAUAUGACAUCCAAGCGUCUUGGAAGUAAUAAAAAUGGCUCUAAAUAAAUCAAAUGAUUAGAA
Messenger RNA from Danaus plexippus (monarch butterfly), 1609 nucleotides. RefSeq names its product gametocyte-specific factor 1-like (gene Gtsf1). The transcript is spliced from 4 exons. Bases 162 to 602 code for a protein of 146 amino acids. The record is from RefSeq and is a predicted model, not a curated record. Lineage: Eukaryota; Metazoa; Arthropoda; Insecta; Lepidoptera; Nymphalidae.